UCAUACAUUUAUUUAAUUACAAUUAUAAGUUCCAAUAAGUGAUAGUGUUGAAAUAAGUGAAAUUCAAAAAUCAAUCUUGUCAUGGAGCAGCAUAUUGUUCCCUCUUGCUCUAGUGCAGUUGAUGAUCCAACUGAAGCAAUCCUAGUGCCUAUAAACGGAAUAGUGCAACCACCAGUUAUGCCAUUGCCAGGUUGUCGAGGCCGUGUGACGAACCAGCUUCAAUUCUUGAAGAAAAACGUCCUGGAAAAAAUAUGGAAUCACGAUUACGCCAAGCCGUUCAAAAAACCAGUAGACACAAUUGAACACAACAUACCGGAUUACUAUAAAGUGAUAACCAAUCCAAUGGACCUUGGCACAAUUAGAAAGCGGCUUAGCAACAGAUACUACUGGUCUUCAGAGGACUGCAUCAAAGAUUUCAAAAUGAUGUUCAAAAAUUGCUAUACUUACAAUGAUCCAGGACAGGAUAUCGUUCUGAUGGCUCAGACGCUUGAGAAGAUAUUCUACCAGAAGAUGGCUCUCACUAACAAGUCAUUGGAAGCUUCUCCGAAGGAAUUUGCUACGGAGCGAAAUUUUGGGAGUUUGCCAAUUCAAAAUUCCGUUGAGGAACCAAAUGAUCAGGUUAUUAGUGAGGUCGAAUCGACUGUGAAAGAUGUCGAGGUGGAUUCGAGUGUCAUCACGGAGUUUCGUGCUCUGAUGGAACGUCGGAGGAUCACCAGAGGCGAAUUUAGAGAACUCUCUCCCGGGCUCAAGAAUUGUAGGAAAAUCCUGAAGAAUCUUUUCCGUAAAAGACACUCUGAGUAUGCCUGGCCGUUUUACCUUCCUCUGAACGCAAAUCAUUGGAAGUUUGAUGAUUACCAUGAUGUCAUUAAGAAGCCCAUGGAUUUGCUGACUAUCAAGUGCAAACUGGAGGAUCGGAUGUAUGCAACUCCUCAAGAAUUCAUCGAAGAUGUGAGGCUCAUAUUCAGCAAUUGCUAUAAAUACGAUUGCCGUAAGUACAAAUUGGUUUCAAAUGCUCAACAGCUGCAGCAUGUCUUUGAAAUGAUGAUUUCGAAAAUUUAUGAUGAUGUAGAAGAAAUCGAGCUGGAUGAGGACAGCUCGGAUACUAGUAGUAGUAGUAGUAGUAGUAGUAGUAGUAGUAGUAGUAGUAAUAGUUGUGGUAGUAAUGUUUGUAGAAGUCGUAGUAAUAGUUGUAAUAGGAAUAAUCCUGAUAGUUUUAGUGCAGAGACAUUAGAAGGAAUGAGUCCGAAAUUUUGA
This is a messenger RNA of Cotesia glomerata, 1254 nucleotides long. RefSeq names its product bromodomain-containing protein 3-like. NCBI's taxonomy places the organism in Eukaryota, Metazoa, Arthropoda, Insecta, Hymenoptera, Braconidae. Bases 82 to 1254 code for a protein of 390 amino acids. The record is from RefSeq and is a predicted model, not a curated record. Gene Ontology annotation, biological process: chromatin remodeling; regulation of DNA-templated transcription. Gene Ontology annotation, cellular component: nucleus; chromatin. The transcript is spliced from 2 exons.